UGUGUAGGUAUUAUUUUUUUUAUCAUUCGUAAAAGUUAAAAAAUGUCAAAAGUAAAAUCAAAAAGAAACAAAAACGUGAUCCCCGUGGAUGGUUUUAUGUUCAUAUUUGAUAAGCUUAGUGCUGACGAAACUAAACGGUUUUGGCGAUGUCGUCGUUAAGAUUUGUCUUGUCCGGCUCGAAUACAUACCAGUAUACAUGAUUUUAAAGUUUUAAAUUUUUCUGCUAAAAAACAUUGUCAUGAUUCUGAAGCGGCUAGAAUAGAAGCAGACACAGCUAUAACGAGUAUGCGUCAACGAGCUAUUUUAACAAUGGAACCUACGUCUUGUGUAAUUAAUGAAUGUGUUAACGGGCUAUCAGAUGCGGCAAAGGGCGUUUUACAAUCUUCCGAAGCUCUAAAACGACAAGUACGGCGUAUAAGAAAUAAUGAAAUAGCAGCUCCAUGUGAUCCAUCAGAUUUAUUAUCUUUACAGAUACCCGAUGAGUAUCAAAAUUAUUCACCAUCAAUCGGAGUUAAUGAACAUUUUUUAUUGGCUGAUAGUGGGCCUAGCAAUGAAAGAAUAUUAAUAUUUGGUCGACCACUUGGUCUCAAGUUAUUAAAAGAUUCGAAAAUAUGGUACAUGGAUGGAACUUUCAAAUUGGCACCCACUUUAUUUUGCCAAGUUUAUGUCAUUUUAGCUGAAUUUUUAGGGGGAGUGCAUCCUGCAGUUUAUGCAUUGCUACCUAACAAAAAGGAACAAACAUAUGUACAAUUAUUUAGUAUGAUUAAUCAAUUUACAACCUGAUCU
Myzus persicae (green peach aphid) is the source of this 786-nucleotide messenger RNA. RefSeq lists its product as uncharacterized. Lineage: Eukaryota; Metazoa; Arthropoda; Insecta; Hemiptera; Aphididae. The transcript is spliced from 2 exons. The coding region runs from base 286 to 783 and encodes 165 amino acids. The record is from RefSeq and is a predicted model, not a curated record.